Molecule: messenger RNA, 1324 nt
Organism: Saccostrea cuccullata (small rock oyster)
Lineage: Eukaryota; Metazoa; Mollusca; Bivalvia; Ostreida; Ostreidae
Exons: 2
Biological process (GO): peptidoglycan catabolic process
Molecular function (GO): N-acetylmuramoyl-L-alanine amidase activity
Source: RefSeq, a predicted model, not a curated record
AGAAACGGAAUUUUUAAUAUAUUCUCAUUGAACGUCGUUGAGAACAGACUUACAGUGAUCAUGAGUGCUAUUAUAAUUUUUCAGAUUCUGUGCUUCUAUCUUGUUUUAGAUGAUGUUUCUUCAGAGUGUGACAGAACUAAUGGACCCCUGGGACUGACAGAUUGUGUCCUUUCACCACAAUAUGCAAAAUACCAGGCCGCUGUUUGUUUACCCAGAACGAUGUCCUCUUUAAAUAAACACGUAACAUGUGCCGGGAAAACGACAAAUUUCUGCUGGUAUUUGUGUAAUACAGCUCCAAGUCACGGAGGUCUGUCAGCAUGCCAGUGCGAUCCGGAUUCCAAAACUGAAAGAAAUAAUUCCCCUCUUGACAAAGAGUGUUAUUUACCAACAAAAGACUGCUCCUGGUUUUCAAAAUGCUUGAAGAAGAAAUAUGACUGCAAUUCAAUAACACAUGCAGAAAACAAAUGUAAAAAAUUGAGGGGUCUUGUAAAAUUGUCCGUUUUGAAAUUGAGUAAGUUGGCUUUAGGUUGGGUUUGGAAAGUGACUUCUUGUAUACAGAGAGAUUUACUUCACCUCCUGUAUCCGCAGAUUAAAAGUGACUGUGAAAAAAUUGGGAAAGUAAUAGAUCAAUCUACUAACACAUGUUACUAUGAGCCACACUCUGGUAUAUGCACUUUAACGUUUCUUGAUGAAGUAAUCUUACUCAAAUAUGGAUUUGAAACAAAACGAUUUCAUUGCAAGUUUCAAAAAACUGUACCUGACUGGGCAAAAUUGCUUGUAUUCUAUGUGAGAAAUGACUCUCCGAAAGAUUAUAAUACCCUGGCUUUUGAAUUUGGUGAAUCACUCUCUAAGAAGUUUAAUUGGAAUUCUGACCUGACCUACAAUUCAAUGGCCUCGGAAACAACUAAUUGCAAGAGCAAACCUAUAAAAAUUCGUUUCUACCUUUACUCGAAAACCAAAAAACUCAAACAGAUAAACGUCGCCAAUGACGAUUUAAAAAAGUAUAUUGAAGAAGGGAAUAUGAAGGAUUUGGAACUGAAAGACAAGGCGCCAGUUUUUAUUGUCCGUGUGAUGAGCUGUAUAGAUACUCUGUGCUCUCCCGCUUUUACCUUCUUUUUUUACCAAGCACCGUGCAAGAAAAUAAAUAUAAUAAAAAGGAAGGAUUGGGGAGCCAGAGAACCAAGACAAAUCACCUAUAUUGAAGAUGAGAAUUCACCCGUCAUUUGGGUUUUUAUCCACCAUACGGUUACAGAUACAUGUUUUAACGUUGAAGACUGUAUAUCUAGAGCCAAACUCGUACAGAAUAGUCACAUGGAUGACGCAC